UAGGGUGUCUUCUUUGUCAUUUUACCUGUUAAUGUAUCUGGUUACAACUUUCCAGGCCGGUCAUGUAGGAGUGUCAGCAGGCUGCAAUAACCUCUAGGACUGAUGAAUGGACACCAGCCCUGUGCCUCCUUCUGGACAAAAGGAAACUGCAGGGUAAAGGGCGUCUGUGUAAGCUGUGUGACUCAUGGGAGAGAGCAGAAGUUGCAGUGGGAAACACGCGGUGCUGCACACCUUUAAACCGACUAUUCCUGUGUGUGUGGCCACUGUGUUGUUUCUGUUGUUGCUGGGAGUUUGCCUUCUGUACUUGCCGGAGCCGCUCACCUCACAGCCGCUGGUUGAGCACAGCAGCACGGUGACGCUCCUGGUUUGGAACCAUCCCUUCACCAGAAGCCAACAACUUCCUAAUUGCUAUGAGCGCUUUCAGAUCAGCGGGUGCGCGCUCACUGACGACAGGCGCGCGUACCUGUGGGCUGACGCUGUCAUCAUCCACCACCGGGAGGUCGCUGUCGGCGCCGUAGAACUACCACAGGAACCGCGGCCACGUGCGCAAAAGUGGAUAUGGAUGAACUACGAGUCUCCCUCUCAUACGCCCCGACUGUGGCUUUUGGAUAGUUUGUUCAACCUCACAAUGAGCUACAGGACAGACUCGGAUAUUUUCCUGCCCUACGGUUACCUGAUACCCCGCACCAGCGGAACCAAGAUCGCCCACAGCCGCUCCACGCACCUGCUCCACAGACCGAAGCGCAUCCUCCGGCCCCGCCUCGUGGCCUGGGUCGUCAGCAACAUCUCCCAGUCGCACGCGCGCGUGGCCUUCUAUUACCGGCUCCGCCGCUACAUCAGCGUGGAUGUGUUUGGGCGCGCGGGUCUGCCGGUACCGGAAGACAGCGGCGGCGAGAGCGUGGUCAAGCUGCUCGGUCGUUACCAGUUCUACCUGGCGCUGGAGAACUCGCAGCACACAGACUACAUCACGGAGAAGCUGUGGAACGCGGUGCAGGCCGGUGCCGUCCCGGUGGUGCUGGGUCCGACCCGGAACAACUAUGAGCGCUUCCUGCCCCCGGAGGCAUUCAUCCACGUGGACGACUUCCCAACAGUGCGUGGCCUCGCGCGGUACCUGCUGAUGCUUAGGAGCAACCCAGUUCUCCUCAAGCGGCACCUGGACUGGAGGGGGCAGUAUGUCUUGCACCGGCCCGUCAUGUGGGCUGAGCAGUACUGUGCGGCCUGCAGGGCCACGAAGAGGACCAGAGGCAGGACCCACGAGGUCAGAGAACUGACAAACUGGUUUUUCUCGUGACCACAGCUGCAGAACCUGAGAUUGUACAGGUUGUUAUUAUAAUGUAUAAGCACUCUCUUAGUGAGGAAAACAUUGUUGUUUUCCACAAUUGCACAACAAUCCAUAGCCAUAUAAAGGGCCUUUAAACAUGGAUCAUCACCUGCAGGAAGAAGAACAGCUGAUUCUAUAGCUUCAUCUUUAUAAUAAAUACAAUUUUAUAACCCUAUGUAUUGCAACUGAGAAUGACUUGUGUUAUAAAGACUUUCCACACCCAAAAGUCUCACCUAAUUCUAUCUCAGUUAUCAUUUGGAUCAUGUUUCUCAUGAAAUGAAUAUACGAAAGGGGAAAUAAAAUUUUCCAUGUGACCCAAUUUUUUCCCCUUUUUUCAUAAUUCCUAAUCAACGAUACCUUAAGAGCACAAAGUCUUUAUUUUCAUUCUGAGACACUUACAGGCUUUAGUUUCUCAAAGGAUACAGUUCAGUUUUCACCUUUUAAAACUUUUCCAGCACUUUCAAAAUUCAAAUUUAGCAUCACACAACGUACAGUGCAAACUUCCUGA
This is a messenger RNA of Solea senegalensis (Senegalese sole), 1829 nucleotides long. Its product is annotated as alpha-(1,3)-fucosyltransferase 4-like. The transcript has a single exon. The record is from RefSeq and is a predicted model, not a curated record. Gene Ontology annotation, molecular function: alpha-(1->3)-fucosyltransferase activity. NCBI's taxonomy places the organism in Eukaryota, Metazoa, Chordata, Actinopteri, Pleuronectiformes, Soleidae. Gene Ontology annotation, cellular component: membrane. Bases 185 to 1291 code for a protein of 368 amino acids.